AUGAGAGGAGCCCCGACAGGAACUGGCGGAGCAGAGCUGAAUUCCAGUGAUUCUGAUGCUGGCAGUAGCAAGGCCAAGGAAGUGGGGAAGGUAGGCGCUGCCAAACAUGAGCAGUGGUUAGAGCUUCAAAAUUUGGAAGAGUGGCUGGAUGCCUUGCUGGGGGCAGGACAGUACCAGCAGGGUGGACAAGGUCAAUUCACUGCCGCAAACAGAGGGGAAGCAGAGAAGGCGGUAGAGGAAGAAGACAAGAUUAUGACGCGAAAGAAGCACGCUUUCCAGAAUGACCCGGAUGGAGCGGGACAGCCCACCGGGGCAACCGGAGGAGCAGCAGGGAGAGCAAUAGUGGAGGAACGUUCAAAGCCACUUCAGCUGCUGUCUAGGCUGGACAUGGUUCACUACUUGAACGUGACGGGCGGGUGGGAUGAGGAUCUGCCAAUUGUCACUGAGCUGGGGGGGAGCAGGCAGGGGGAGAUUGACAAUUUUGCGUCCAUGCUGGUGCAGGUGCUGGGGGUGAAGGAGAGUGCUGAUCUAAAGGAAAGGUUUGGGUUCUUUGUGCAGCAACUGCUGUCAGGCGGGCUGGAGAUGGCGCAUGCACAGGGGAGGGGGGGAGGUGGGGGCAAGGCUGCUGAGAAGGUGCAUGGGAAGGGGAAGGGGAUGGGGUUGGCUGAGGAGAAGGCUGUCGAGAAGACGUAUGGGGGGGCGAAGGGCAUGUGCGAGGCUUCACCUGGGAGGGAGGAUGGGAGACACGGAGAGGAAGAGGCAGGGAGCAAGGUAGAGAUGGAUGGGGUUGUUGGCGUGUGGGGGAGGGCACGAAAGGACGUGAAGUGGAGGGCGCAUCUGAAGGGACGUGUGUGGGAGAGGUAUGUGGAUGGCAUGAAGUGGAUUCUGGAACAUGGCGAGGAAGCUGCUGUGAAGUUUCCUGUGAACCGAAAGGAGAGGUGUUUUGGGCUUGGGAUAGUGGAGGAGCGUGGUGAAGCAGCUGAGAAGCUGAUUGGGCAUCCUGCAGAAGGCCAAGGAGAUGUGGACUUCCUGGUGGGGUUUGCCGGGUAUGUCAUGCACCCUCCUGCCUGCACCCAGUGCAGCACCUGCUCUGCGGAAUUCAUGCAAUCCGUGUGCAUGGCUGCUCUCAUUGUCAACUUUGCUUACUGCCCCGUCAGCCAUCUGUUCUCCCGCUUGCUCUCGGUCUUCCCUCCCUCCUCCCCUGGCUUCGACAAGCUGGUUGAGUGUCUGGACCUCCCCGCACGCCUGCCCAGGCCGUUGAACCUGCACAUGCUGCUGAGACGAGCGGAGCAAGUGCCUCUGUACUUCCUCAUUCACAUGGCAGUGUGGUGCGCUCGUCCUCUUCUGAAUCUUGCUUGUUCUGAGGGAGGGUACAGUGAGAAAGGGCAGGGAGUGCAGUCAGGUGCACGAAAAAAUGAAGUGGCGGAAAUGGGAAAAGGUGGCAGUGUGAAGGUGCAAGGCUGCUGGGAUGGUGAGGUGUGGGAAGAGGUGGAAAUAUGGUACUUUGCAGCAAUGAAGACAUGGAUGUCAAACCUGAGGGUUGAGGGAGGGAGUGAGGAGUGCAGCGGCAGCAGAGAGCGGGAGAGGCCUACAGGGGGGUUCGAUAUCACGUGGGCUCUUGCAGCGGCGAUCAUCCCGAGAUACUGUGAGGGGUUGCAGGGGCAGCAAAGGUCUGCCAUGGGGAGCAGCAACAAGGGCAGCAGCAGCAGCAGCGGCGGCGGCUGUGAGAAGAAGGGCGAGAAGGGGGAGGAGCCGGCGUAUCUGAAGGCAUGGCCAGGGGGAGUCAAUCUGGUGGCAUGUCUGCGAGAGAUGCUGCUGGGGGAGCCGUGCUACCACCCUGCCUCCCCUGCUGCCCCUUCCAUCCAUGCUACUGCUUCCACCCAUCCUGCUGCUUCCACCCAUCCUGCUGCUUCCACCCAUCCUGCAGAUAGCAUCCGAGCUGGAUCUGCUGCUACCGCUGCUGCUGCUUCAGGUGUCCGAGGCCGUGUGUGCGGUGCUGCGGGAUGUGGGAUGGUGGAGGGUGGCGGAGUGAAGCUGAGGAGGUGCGGUGGGUGUGGCAAGGUGGCGUAUUGCAGCAGAGAGUGCCAAAAGGCGCACUGGCCCUCCCACAAGCUCACAUGCCCUGGCAGGAACAGCGGGGAGAAGAAUGGGAAGGAUGGGAGUGGGGUUGGGAGCAAGGAUGGUCGCAUAAAAAUUGGCAAGGAGAGUGAUUGUGAGGGUUGCGGUGAGAGUGGUGGUAAGGAAAUAUGCAGGCAGGUUAGGAAAGAUGUUUGGCGAGGUCAGUUGCAUAGGCAGGCGCAAGGACAGUGCUAG
Molecule: messenger RNA, 2313 nt
Organism: Closterium sp. NIES-65
Lineage: Eukaryota; Viridiplantae; Streptophyta; Zygnematophyceae; Desmidiales; Closteriaceae
Source: the annotation of a GenBank genome assembly